Messenger RNA from Odocoileus virginianus texanus, 3259 nucleotides. The record is from RefSeq and is a predicted model, not a curated record. NCBI's taxonomy places the organism in Eukaryota, Metazoa, Chordata, Mammalia, Artiodactyla, Cervidae.
UGGGGAGUUGCUGGACUGAAUGACUCCCCGAAGCCGUGAUGGUGGCCAUGGCCCAGAGCCUACUCCGGCUUUCUUCGAGGCCAGGACUGGGUGAUGGUGUCGCUACUCCCGCCACAAUCUGACGUCACGCUGCCAGGCCCCACCAGGCUGGAGGGCGAGCCCCAAGGGGACUUCAUGCAGGCACCGGGCCUCCCAGGCUCCCCCGCCCCGCAGAACAAGCACGCCGGCUUCAGCUGCUCAUCUUUUGUGCCUGAUGGCCCUCCAGAGCGGGAGUCCUCACUGCCCCCACACAGCCCCAGCAUCGCAUCACCAGACCCCGAGCAAGUCCACUGCCCUGCCGGCCCUGGCCCGGGCCCCUUCCGGCUCUCACCCUCAGACAAGUACCCCGGCUUCGGCUUUGAGGAGGGUCCAGCGAGCGGUCCCGGGCGCUUCCUCAAGGGCAGCCACGUGCCUUUCCACCCAUACAAGCGACAUUUCCAUGAGGAUGUCUUCCCUGAGGCCCAGACUGCCCUGGCCCUCGAAGGACACUCCUUUAAGACCCCGGGGGCUCUGGAGGCCUUUGAGGAGAUCCCUGAGGAUGUGGGGGAGGCUGAGGCCUUCCUGCCUGGCUUCCCUGCGGAGGUCUGGUGCAAUGGGCUCCCAUACCCCAACCAGGAGCACAGCCCCCAAGUCCUGGGGUCAGAAGUCAAGGUCAAGCCCCCAGCUCUGGAGAGUGGUCCGGGGAUGUACUGUUACCAGCCCCCCUUGCAGCACAUGUACUGUCCUUCCCAGCCCCCCUUCCACCAGUACUCACCAGGUGGCAGCUGCUACCCUGUACCGUACCUGGGCUCCUCACACUAUCCCUACCAGCGCAUCGCACCCCAGACCAGCCCCGACGGGCACCAGCCCCUCUUCCCAAAACCCAUUUACUCCUACAGCAUCCUCAUCUUCAUGGCCCUUAAGAACAGUAAAACUGGGAGCCUUCCUGUCAGCGAGAUCUACAAUUUUAUGACGGAGCACUUUCCUUACUUCAAGACAGCGCCUGAUGGCUGGAAGAAUUCUGUCCGCCACAACCUGUCUCUUAACAAGUGCUUCGAGAAGGUAGAGAACAAAUCGGGAAGUUCCUCUCGUAAGGGCUGCCUGUGGGCCCUGAAUCCGGCCAAGAUUGACAAGAUGCAGGAGGAGCUGCAGAAGUGGAAAAGGAAAGACCCCAUCGCCGUGCGCAAGAGCAUGGCCAAGCCAGAGGAGUUGGACAGCCUCAUUGGAGACAAGAGGGAGAAGCUGGGCUCCCCACUGCUCGGCUGCCCACCCCCUGGGCUGGCAGGUUCCGGCUCCAUCCAGCCCCUGGCACCUCCAGCAGGGCUCUCCCAGCCGCUGCACUCAAUCCAUCCAGCUCCGGGCCCCAUUCCUGGCAAGAACCCCCUGCAGGACCUACUUGGGGGGCACGCGCCCUCCUGCUAUUCGCAGACAUACUCGCACCUCUCGCCGGGCCUGGCCCCUCCUGGACCUCCGCAGUCAUUGUUCCCACAGCCAGAUGGGCAUCUAGAGCUGCGGGCCCAGCCAGGCACCCCCCAGGACUCGCCUCUGCCUGCCCACACCCCACCUAGCCACAGUGCCAAGCUGCUCGCUGAACCUUCCCCAGCCAGGACCAUGCAUGACACCCUGCUGCCAGACGGAGACCUUGGCACUGACCUGGACGCCAUCAAUCCCUCUCUAACCGACUUUGACUUCCAGGGAAACCUAUGGGAACAGCUGAAGGAUGACAGCUUGGCCCUUGACCCCUUGGUACUGGUGACCUCAUCACCAACAUCGUCUUCAGUGCCGCCAGCUCCCCCUCCCUGCUAUCCCCCUGGGCCCUGUCUGGCCGAGACCGGCAGUGGGACAGGCGACUUGGCACCCCCAGGCAACGGGGGCUCUGGGGCACUGGGUGACCUGCAUCUCACCACCCUCUACUCGGCCUUCAUGGAGCUGGAGCCCACACCUCCCGCGGCCCCUGCUGGCCCCUCUGUGUACCUCAGCCCCAGCUCCAAGCCCAUGGCCCUGGCCUGAGCAAUGCCCUGCAGCAGCUCCAGCCUUUGCUUGGCCUGGAAGUCCCAGCCGGCCGCCCAUGUCGGGCUCACCUUAAAGGUCAAGGAAGGAAACACACUCCCUGUCCCCUGUGUCACAAAGCCAACUUGGCUGUUAGCUGGCAGCUGGAGGUGAAGUCACCACCCAGGAUUCUGCCCCUCGCACAUUUCUACCACGUGGUACACCAGCUCCUGCCCAGGGAUCCUGGAGAGCAAGUGUCUGGGCAAGAAGAAAAUGCAUUCUCCAUGGCUCACACUCAUCCACACUUAGGCUCUCGUGCACAUGUGCACAGGCACACACACACACACACACACACACACACAGAGUUAUGCAGACAUACACCCACUCACCUUAUAUCCAGAGGAAUCAGAACUACAUCACAGACUUCAUUGGGGGGCAGCUGAGAGCUGAAGGCUUUGGUUAUCAGAAGCUCAGGGCCCCCAGCCAGGUCCAAGACCACCCUGGAACCCUCUUCUGAUGUCCAUGUUCUCUGCAGGCCUGCCCCCCUCCAGGAGUGAUCUUUCCCAGAAGCCCCCUAUAUUUAUUCUCCCAUCUUCAUCCCAACAGCCCAUCGAGAAGGAGGAGAUAUGGAGCUUCUCCCCAAGUUGUCUAUGGGCCCCCAAGAGGGUGCUGAUAUUCACAGCGCCCACCCUGCCAGGCUCUCAACCUGUCCUCAACUUAAGCUCUAUCUGGCUUCCCCCGGGGGAUGACACACAGGUGGGGCAAUGUCCGCCCCAGGACCAAACUGAGCCCAGUUCCGACACAAAGUGUUUGGAAAAACCCUUGCCCUCGGAAACUUGAAAGUGUCCUUUUGUCCCAGCCCUGGAUGCAGGAAAGGCCCCUCCAGGUCACUAUAGUCACCCCUGAGAACUUCAUGUAGUUUAGGUCCCAGCUUAUGAAUACUUCUGUUUCAGACAGCCUGGGCAGUUAGGGAGGGAACUCUGGUUCAGGCUGACGGGGGAGCACCCAUGCCCCCUCUCUUUGACUGCUGGGCAGGCCCAGGAUGCCCCUGGAGCAAGGGGAUGUGACUUGCUUGCCCACUGUGUCCUGAGAGCCCAACCCACACCAAGUAGGCUGAAGCUCCCACUUCAGCCUACCCGGGGCCUGAGGCUAACAAGAACACCCCCCACCCCGCCAAGGUUGGGCCCAGGCUCAGAUGAGACACAAGCAGAACCCCUGAUGGCCUGCCACUGUUCCCUGUCCUGGAACAAUA